CCAACCCAGAAAGGUUAGAGGUUAGUGAGAGAGCUGCUAUCACUGUAGGUAAACAAGUGUAGAGAAAUCAGAGAGCUCGUACGCCAAAGCUCAGGCUCCCUGAGCAGAUAUUUGAACCGGUGAGAAGCGGGGAUCGAAGGAUAGGCUAGACAGCUUGCCUUACCUGUGCUCCCAGUCCAGAGCAUAUGCAGCAAAGGCAAGAAAAAGCUUUCCUGUAGUAAAGAGGGGAAAAAAGGUAAAGUGGGGAAAGAGACACGUUGGGAGCAGAAGAAAAAGAGCAUCUGGGGGAAUAACUGUGAUGGAAAACCUGCCCGUCUAUCACGGACCCAUCGGCAAGGACGAGGGAGAAAGGCGGCUGGGCCAGGACGGCCGAGACGGGUGCUACCUAGUCCGCAACAGUGACACCGUGGAGGGUGUCUACUGCCUGUGUGUGCUAUGCCAAGGCUACGUCUACACAUAUAGAAUCCACAGAGAUGAUGCAGGCUCAUGGGCAGCAGACACCACUCCUGGUGUGCAGAAACGAUAUUUCCGGCAAAUCAAGAAUUUGAUAGCAGCUUUCCAGAAGCCUGGACAAGGAAUUGCCGUGCCUCUGCUCUACCCUGUCACCGCUCAGAGACGGGCGCAGACACACACAGAGGAGCCCUGUAAUAGCCCGUCGACGACGGAGAGCAGCCCGAACCCUUACUUCCAGCAGCGGAUGCCACAUGCUGCACAGGGACAGAAAAACAGGAACAAGAAGGAGGUGCGACAAGCUUUUGGUUAGGGGCGAACCCUAAGCUGCACCACUGACCUCAUUUCUAAGCAGAAAUACUGCCAGGGCACCAUUCCUGCUGUUUGCGUUUUUUGCAUAAUGUGCAUCAAGUAAAUGUCAUUCCCCCCCCCUAUUUGCUACAUUGAGCUCAUUUAGGCUCCAGCAGUGACUCAGAUCUCAGCCUCCUUCUACUUUUUUUUUUUUUUGCAUAUGCAGCACAGAAAGCGCAACCCCCCCUCUCUCCUCCCCUCUUAACUUUCUGGGAUGUAAAAGAUUCAGCUGCAGAACCAUUAAUAUCCAUUACCGCAUACAUAAGCUGACAACAAAUAUUGUGCUCUGUUUUCUUAAUGCAAUAGAGUUGUGUGAGCGGCAAAGAAAAUAAAUGAUAUUGGCUGAAAUAAACUCUUUUAAAUAAGGUCAUGCACACACAGCCGUACACACCCGAGCCUGCGUUUGACAUAAUGCUGAGGGGAAAGGGGGGGGGGGACGAGAGAAAAAAAUUCAAUUUGACAUAUUGGAGUGCUGAUUUCCACAGAGAGAAUGCUGACUACUGGUGUGUGUGCAUGCGUGUGUGUGGGUCCAUCAUUCACUCGUCUGAUUGGCAUUACAUGAUGAAAAAAAAAAUGAGAGAGAAAGCGGAGCUGAAAGAGGAGAGCAUCCAUUCAGCGCAGACAAUUCUUCAGUGCAGCGGUCUCCUAGCAACCGGACCCUCCAUCUUUUCACCGCGGAGAUGAGGUUGGACAGUAUCUAACGGAGCAUAUGGUUUCGAAGGGAAGGUGCAUCGCAGCCGAUCGGCAGAGUGCUAGUCGGGAAUGUAUAUCACCUGCUCGCAGUCAGAACAUAUGCAUUGUGUGUGUGUGUCUGUCAUCCGCGGCCCGGGAGAGGAAACACAAACAAUUAAUGGUGGGCAGAUGGUGGAGCGACGGCGGGAGGCGAGUGUGUGUGUGUGUGGGGGAGGCGAUGGGGGAGGCAGACGGACAGGGAGGUGGAUUAGCAACAUUUAAAGAAAAAAAAA
This is a messenger RNA of Pundamilia nyererei, 1766 nucleotides long. RefSeq names its product SH2 domain-containing protein 1A. The transcript is spliced from 3 exons. Lineage: Eukaryota; Metazoa; Chordata; Actinopteri; Cichliformes; Cichlidae. The record is from RefSeq and is a predicted model, not a curated record. The coding region runs from base 299 to 763 and encodes 154 amino acids. Gene Ontology annotation, biological process: regulation of signal transduction; regulation of immune response.